AAAUUCUCUUGCUUUCGAACUUCUCCAUGUCUCGGUAAACUUCUUCUCAAAUCUCCCAAAAUUUGCAGAUAGCUAAACAUCAAACCCAAUACAGGAAAAGUUUUCGUCUAUUGCUUCUCCUGAUUGGGAUUUCUCAGGUCCAUCGCUUCUGCAGAAUAAAGUAAACUAAGUUCAAAUCUUUGGCUCGGAUUCUGUUCUGGGUUCGUGAAAAAUGUUCGGUUUCCUGAAAUCAAAUCAGGCGGCAAAUGGCGACGCGGCGGCAAAGCAAGAGCCUCCGCCGAAGAGAACGGCUUCGGAGCCCGUGUUGAUGAAUGUCGCAGACGAGGACUCCGACGACGAGCAGCAAUGGCGGAAGAAGCCUUCGGGGGCGGCCAAGAAGAAGUACGAGAAUGGGUUCAAGGAUUCAGGAGGGCUGGAGAACCAGAGCGUUCAGGAGCUGGAGAGUUACGCAGUGUACAAAGCUGAGGAUACAACGAAUUCUGUAAACAACUGUCUUAGGAUCGCAGAGGACAUUAGAUCGGAUGCCUCCAAGACUCUUGAUAUGUUGCAUGCUCAAGGUGACCAAAUUCAACGAACCCACGAAAUGGCUGUCGAUAUGGACAAAGAUUUGGGCAAGGGUGAGAAACUUUUAAACAGUCUUGGUGGGAUGUUCUCCAAGCCAUGGAAGCCAAAGAAAACCAAGGAGAUCACUGGCCCUGUCAUCACAGAAGAUAAAACAUCAAGGAAGAAUGCAAACCACAGAGCACAAAGAGAGAAACUGGGGAUAGGGAACAAACCAGGAGCCAAAUCAGCACCUGUAACCCCUCCCCCUGAGCCAUCAAAUGCAAUGCAGAAAAUUGAGAUGGAGAAGAAAAAGCAAGAUGAUGGACUUUCAGAUUUGAGCGAUAUCUUGGGUGAUCUGAAAGGCAUGGCAGUUGACAUGGGUUCUGAACUUGACAGGCAAAAUAAAGCGUUGGAUCAUCUUGGUGAUGAUGUUGAUGAGCUCAACUCUCGAGUCAAAGGAGCAAACCAGCGUGCCCGUCAUUUGCUUUCCAAAUAAGACAGAUUCUACUGCUAAAACCAUCAUUCAGCUUCUAGCAGUCUCCCAGAUUGGGCAAACUUUCCUUCGUUUAUAUUUGUUCUCUGUCAAUUCUUCCUUCCCGAAAGUGUGUAUAUGAAUGUAUAUAGUUUGAUCCUCACUUACAAGAUGGCAAUUUACUAAAAUGUCAUUCUUUCGUCAACUCUUUCUUUUCCCAUGAAUGGCUAUACAGUAUUGAUACUCUACAUUUAGAACUGGUGCAUGAAACAAGGAGGAUAGCGUAACCCUUCUGUUAUGGAUGUAACAAUAUACAGAAAUCAUUCCUCCCCCUUUAUUCUACAAGAGAAGGGAGCAAGUAAAUGAUAAAAUCAAUACUCAGAAACAAUCAGAAUACGCAUAUCUUUUAAGUACAAUCCUUCAAUCAAACUUCCCUAUCUACUUCCACUCUUCCAAAUGAUACAGUGGAGGACGACUAUUUACAGAUCUAAAAUAGAGUUGCAGGAGAGUAACAACAGUAGUGCACCAAAACCCUUUGGAUAGCAUGCAAUAGAUGGACUCACAUUCAUGGCAACAGGAUUCCAGCAUUGCGCGAAAGAUAUCAUUAUAUAGUACUAUCACGUCUCCUCGCUUUUCACAGGAGUCCACUCGGCUUUUGGAGGAUUCUGCUUCCUGGCAUGCGAAAUGAACCCUACAAUGUAGCCAAUGAAAGCCCCCAGGACAAGGAUGCUUGCCCCCUUCACAUACUUUGACACCGUAAAUUCUCCUGCUCCUGCUGCAGGAGCUUUGCUUCCCAUGCCAACCAGGUCUUUCAUGGCAUCGCUCUGACCAUCAUUCCCACUUAUGACUUCACCCGACGCAAGAAUCUCCACUGUAUCAUGCACUUGCCCGUCAUGGUUCCCAACAUAAUACAACGUGAGCUUCUCCCUUGUAGCAAACAGUCGCGUAUACCCAAACUCUCCUCCUCUAUACAGCGAUCUCUCUGGUUGAGGGAAAACUGGCAUAUCAGGGUGCUCCGGUCUAGGUUCCCAAGUCGGUUGCCAAUCUUGACCAGCCAUCCCAAUCACUACAUGAACCGGAAGCCCCUUCUCCCCACAUGUGAAGUUAUUCAUCGGACAAAACCUCUCAUACCUAUGUACAUGACCCCACAAAGCCAUGGUCACGUUGUUGCUCACGAGUAGUGGUUCCAAAUGCUCUUGCAAUUUCUGCCUCAUCGGUGCAUCUCUAACCUCAUUGCUCGUAGUGUACAUCGGCCUGUGCCCUUGGAAAACAACGAAAGGGGUCUUGGUCCGGUUGACUGAUUCGAGAUCCUUUUUUAUGAACUUGUACUGCUGACUCCCUCGAAGGAAGUUUGUUUCGGUUGAUAUGUAAACAAAAUGAAUGGUCCCCAAAUCGAAAGAGUAGUAAAGGUUUCGAGUUGGUGGUGCUCGCAUUCCAGUUGGCUCUGAAGAGUUUCCUGGCAUGUUGAAUUUCAAGCUGUAAGGAACACCACAUUCACCACCUCCAUCAGUUCCAUAGGUUCCAGAGGCCCAAUCCGGCUUCCACGGCUGUGCUGGCCAAUCAUACUCGUGAUUGCCAAUGCAAACAUGGUAGGCCAAUUUUGAUGCAAUGGGUUCAAUCUGAGUGAAGAAAUGGUCCCAUAUCCAGGAGUAGCCCCUUGCAUAGCUUAUAUCGCCAAUGUGAGAGACGAAAGCAGGCUUGUCACCUAGAGAUUCCAUGUCGCGGAGGAUCCAGUUUACCGUUGAUAUGGAUUCGGAUUGUGUACGGAUGAAUGUUGCAUAUGGUGCAGAAGUUCCCAUGUCUCCAAACAGGAAAGCUAUUGUCUCGUUUGCAUCUUCGUCCCUUGACACAAAGGUUUGAGUUGCACUCCAGCCCUUUGAGUCACUCCCAACCUGAUAGUAGUAUCUGAAACCCUUCUUCAAAUUCUUCAUAACCCCAUCAUAAAUCCACCCAGGAUCUCUCCACCCAACGGAGCUAUUCGCAGGCGAAUCACACAUAUCCUCUCGCUCGUACCUGGCCACACGCGCCGCCGCGUCGUGACUCCACUGACCGUCCUCUUCCCCCCACCUGACCUUCCUCGCCUCUCCGUCUCCGACGACAAACAUCACCCUCAUCUCAUCCACAGCGUCGGUAAAAGCCAAGUGGAUCUGCUCCGGCCCCUUCCUUGACCCGAACCCGACUACCUUUUCGGACUCCGCCAGCAGAUGCUUCGUGCCCGGAAGCGGGUUCUGGUCGUGGUCCUGGCGCUUGACGUUGAUCUCGUCCUCCGUCCAGCGGAAGAUCCGGAAGGAGUAGUUGGAUCGGAGGUUUGUGAUGGGUAUGGAGAGGGAACCCGACCCGGAUUCCCAACCGGGCGAGGAAGAGAGGAACUUGUAGCCGAUGAAGUGGUCGGGGCGGGAGUCGGGCGGGGAGUAUAUUCCGACCCAAUCGAGAUUGGAAGGGGAGUCGACAUUGGACCAGAAGACGGUGACGACGUCGCCGGAGCGAUUGAGGAGGGUCGGAGUGACGGAGAUGCUGGGUUUGGCGAGGGCGACGCCGGCGAGAAGGGAGGAGAAGAGGAAUGGGAUUAAGAUGGCCCGAUUCAUCGUUGUCGCCGGUGGGGGAAAGGCGGGUAUGUGGCGAUCGAAGAUGGAUUGGUGGGUCGAGUUUGAUUAAUCUGGGAUUUUUGUUUGUCUCAGCUGACAGCUGGUUCGUGGUUCUUGUUUUUGAGUGAUUUCUACGUUCUUGUUUUUUUCAAUUAUCCGUUUAAUUCCCGUUCGUCAGCUCAGGCCUGCCCAUUUGACUGGGGAUGGUAGGCCACCGACACCUG
Linum tenue is the source of this 3824-nucleotide messenger RNA. NCBI's taxonomy places the organism in Eukaryota, Viridiplantae, Streptophyta, Magnoliopsida, Malpighiales, Linaceae. The record is from the annotation of a GenBank genome assembly.